AUGACGGACAAUAUCCCUCUACAGCCAGUUAGACGCCAGAAAAGGCACGACAGUAAACACAGGAAUGGGUGCUGCCCGUGGUCAAGAUGCUGUGGCAUGGGUGACUUCCGUCCCCGCACCGUGUGGCUUGGCCACCCAGAGAAGAGGGAGCAGAGGUACCCCAGGAAUGUCAUUAACAACCAGAAGUACAACUUCUUUACCUUCCUGCCUGGGGUGCUGUUUAACCAGUUCAAGUACUUCUUCAAUUUGUACUUUUUGCUUUUGGCCUGCUCCCAGUUUGUGAAUGAACUACGGUUGGGUGCCCUUUAUACCUACUGGGUCCCUUUGGGCAUCGUCUUGUUCGCUACCGUUGUGAGAGAGGCAGUCGAAGAGAUAAGGUGCUAUCUUCGAGACAAAGAAGUUAAUUCACAGAUUUAUAGCAAGCUUUCAACAAGAGGAACAGUGAAAGUUAAAAGCAGUGGAAUUCAAGUUGGAGACUUAAUAAUUGUGGAAAAGAACCAACGUGUUCCUGCUGACAUGAUCUUUUUAAGGACCUCCGAAAGAAAUGGCUCUUGUUUCUUGCGGACUGACCAGCUGGACGGAGAGACAGACUGGAAACUACGCCUUCCAGUGACUUGCACACAGGGACUGCCCACUGCAGCCGACCUACUCCAAAUCAGAUCAUAUGUGUAUGCAGAGGAACCAAACAUUGAUAUCCACAACUUUAUUGGUACCUUCACUAGAGAAGAUGGAGACCCACCAGUCAAUGAAAGUCUGAGCAUUGAGAACACCCUGUGGGCAAGCACUGUCAUCGCCUCUGGUACUGUGGUGGGGGUUGUGAUUUACACGGGCAAGGAGCUGCGCAGUGUCAUGAACACCUCCAACCCGAAGAACAAGGUGGGUUUGUUUGACCUGGAGGUAAACUGUUUGACGAAGAUAUUGUUUGCAGCACUAGUGGUGGUGUCACUGGUCAUGGUGGCUCUACAGCACUUUGCUGGCCGUUGGUACCUCCAGAUCUUCCGCUUCCUCCUGCUCUUCUCUAAUAUUGUGCCAAUCAGUUUGCGUGUCAAUCUGGAUAUGGGUAAGAUGGUUUUCAGUUGGAUGAUCAGGAAAGACUCCAAAAUUCCGGGCACUGUGGUGAGAGCCAGCACCAUACCUGAACAGCUGGGACGAAUCUCCUACCUGCUAACAGACAAAACUGGCACUCUUACACAGAAUGAGAUGGUGUUCAGGCGGCUCCAUCUUGGAACUGUGGCUUAUGGAAUGGACUCAAUGGAUGAAGUACAGAGCCAUGUUUUCAGUGCAUACACACAGCCCGCCCAUGACCUUUCAGCUUCCAGAGCUCCAGCAGCCACUAAGGUUCGUAAGACCAUCAGCAGCAGGGUCCAUGAGGCAGUGAAGGCCAUUGCCUUAGUGCACAAUGUGACGCCUGUGUAUGAAGCCAACGGUGUGACAGAUCAGGCCGAGGCAGAGCAGCAUUAUGAAGACACCUGCAGAGUUUACCAAGCUGCCAGCCCAGAUGAGGUGUCGCUGGUGCAGUGGACUGAGAGUGUAGGGCUGACACUGGUGGGAAGGGACCAGUCCUCCAUGCAGUUGCGGACCCCUAGUGGUCAAAUACUGAACUUCACCAUCCUGCAAAUAUUCCCAUUUACCUAUGAGAGCAAGAGGAUGGGCAUCAUCGUUAGAGAUGAUUCUACAGGAGAGAUCACAUUCUACAUGAAGGGAGCUGAUGUGGUGAUGGCAGGCAUUGUCCAGUAUAAUGACUGGCUUGAAGAGGAGUGCGGAAACAUGGCAAGGGAAGGCUUGAGGGUCCUUGUGGUCUCCAAGAAGUCUCUGACAGAGGAACAGUACCAGGACUUUGAGGCACGGUAUGUCCAGGCCAAGUUUAGUGUCCAUGACCGCUCCUUGAAGGUGGCCACGGUGAUUGAGAGUCUGGAGAUGGAGAUGGAGCUGCUGUGUCUGACUGGGGUGGAAGAUCAGCUCCAGGCAGAUGUCCGGCCCACCCUGGAGAUCCUUCGCAAUGCCGGCAUAAAGGUGUGGAUGCUAACAGGAGACAAGCUGGAAACGGCUACCUGCACUGCGAAGAACGCCCAUCUGGUUACCCGCAACCAGGACAUCCAUAUCUUCAGACCUGUGACAACACGAGGAGAGGCGCAUCUGGAGCUCAACGCAUUUAGGAGGAAACACGACUGUGCACUGGUGAUAUCAGGGGAUUCGCUUGAGGUAUGUCUGAAGUUCUACGAGUAUGAGUUUAUGGAACUGGCGUGUCAGUGUCCUGCUGUUGUAUGCUGUCGCUGUGCUCCCACUCAGAAGGCUCAGAUUGUCCGGCUGCUGCAAGAGCGCACAGGCAAACUCACCUGUGCUGUAGGGGAUGGAGGAAACGAUGUCAGCAUGAUCCAGGAAGCUGACUGUGGCGUGGGAGUGGAGGGCAAAGAAGGAAAGCAGGCAUCCCUGGCUGCUGACUUCUCUGUGACUCAGUUCAAGCACUUGGGCCGGCUCCUUAUGGUCCAUGGGCGGAACAGCUACAAGAGGUCUGCAGCUCUGAGCCAGUUUGUCAUCCACAGGAGCUUGUGCAUCAGCACCAUGCAGGCAGUUUUUUCUUCUGUUUUCUACUUUGCCUCAGUGCCACUCUACCAAGGAUUCCUAGUUAUCGGCUAUUCCACCAUCUAUACCAUGUUUCCCGUUUUUUCCCUCGUGCUGGAUAAAGAUGUGAAGUCAGAGGUUGCCAUGCUCUACCCAGAAUUAUACAAAGAUCUCUUGAAGGGUCGACCGCUUUCUUUCAAGACGUUUUUGAUAUGGGUCCUGAUAAGUAUCUAUCAAGGUAGUAUCAUUAUGUACGGGGCAAUGCUGCUCUUUGAAUCGGAAUUUGUUCAUAUCGUCGCCAUUUCCUUCACCUCUCUUAUUCUCACUGAAUUGCUGAUGGUGGCCCUGACCAUUCAGACUUGGCACUGGCUCAUGAUCGUGGGGGAACUCCUUAGUUUGGCUUGUUAUGUUGCCUCGCUUGUCUUCCUGCAUGAAUUCAUUGAUGUAUAUUUCAUCACCACAGUGUCAUUCCUGUGGAAGGUGACUGUCAUCACCCUGGUGAGCUGUCUCCCACUUUACAUUCUCAAGUACCUGCGCAGGCGAUUUUCUCCACCCAACUACUCUAAGCUCACUUCCUAGAGAGCGUGUGCGGAGCUUCCUGUGGCUUUCUUGUUUCCAGCCUGAUUGACUAUAGGCAUACAGAGAGAUGUCCCUCUCACAUCCGACAGAGCCUGAACCUGGACUAGAGAAUUAAAAAUGGUGUUUUGCCCCCUUAGUUAUUCUGAAAUGGUUCCAUUUGAAAAUUUAAAGGACAAAAAGCAUUUCUGGUGGUUAAGAUUGCUUGGUUUUAUAUGCAAGAGUUUUAGAUAAAAUCAAUGUUCCUUGCCACAUGUGUUGGAUGCAGAAGCCAUGAAGUACUCUGAUUUGAGAAAAUGUGCAUUACCAGCCACUACUGGUUGCAGCCGCAAAAUGUCUGAUGUCAGGUAUCAUCAUAAGCAUAAAAUUGUUCUGAACAGUGAAAUGUCAAAUUACCAGUGCAAUGAUGGAUUAACAUAACUCCUUUAGGCCUGUCCUUAUAAAAGGUUUAAUAGGUUAUUUUAAUCAUGAAUGCUAUAAAAAGUAAUGAAAAAAAUAGAGAUUAUGAAAACUGUGAUUAAAUUAAUCGUACCAAAUGGUCAGACUUCCUUUCAUUCGUAGAUUUUGGUAUUGAAACAUGGCUCAGUAAUGUAAUUUUCCAGUUAAAUUCUUAAAAUCAAAGCCUAAUACAAAAUCCGACAUCAAAAUUGACAGCGGUUUCUCAGGACUUGAUUCAUGCCCUUCAUAAAUAGUAAUUUCCACAUAGAGUUUGACAAUUAUGUGGUACUGAUGUGUGUACUGACCAGGCACCGCAUUUAACACACGUCUGCGAGUUUGUCUUAUUUGUUUGUGCGUCACUCCAGUGCUGCAGCCCGACAUGAUGGAGGUGGUGUGGUUGUUUUUUCAGCAUGACCCAUGGCGCUCUGAUGUUAAAUCCGUCUUUGUCUUUUUGCGAGAAUGCUGAAUGGCAAAGUUGUAAGCGUUUGAGGAGCCUGCUGCAGAAAGCCACAAACGGGUAUUGGUUAUUUGCAGCCAAAGCAUUCAUCAGUGUCACCCGACAGGCUCUGUUCUUCAGGGGGUGUGUGCCCUCUCAUGUGGCCGCUCCGCAGGCCAACACUGGCCGCACUUUAGCGUUGCAUGAUGAUUCACUGUAGUCAUGACCUAAAGCCAUAACUGAAAAUACUCCGCUUGACCAACGUGCAGCCUCCCCCUUUCCUGCCUUGUUGUCCGACUCAUAGCCCCCCCCCCCCGAUUCUCACUUGCUGCUGCCAACUCCCACAGAUUAACUAUGAAAGAAAAGACAGAUCAAACCCGAACUCCUAUGCCAAGUAAAAUGUGAAUAGCUUCAAUAAAAAUUACUGCACAUUCAAAAGAAGAGAGAUACUCUCAAUCCAUUCUUGAUAAUUCAUUUCACCAGUGCUGCAAUGAUCGAAAUAGUGUAAGUACUUAGUAGUUAGUGGUAAUGUUGUCAUCAUUUCUCAUUUCCAUCUCUAUUUUUGUGGGCCGUUAACGAAGACGUUAAGAUCAUGAAAUGGUCACCCUGUUGAUGUGACUGGGUGAAUCUACAAGUGUCAAAGACUACAAACAAGGUGCCAUAAGUAUAUUCCAUGUGUUGAAUUAAAUUUUCAAUCCCUACUGAGCUUAACGAGCAUUUUGCACAGAUUUUAAUUUUGUACAAUUGAUCUUUUCUUUUUUUUUGUCCGUUUAUUGAAUGUUGAAAAACAUAACUGGUUGUGUUUAUCAUUUAACCAUAGCCAUUGUGACUGGCCUGUAAAUAACUUGUUUGAUCGUUGUUGUUGUUGUUGCUGUUAGGUUUUUUUUAAUUUAUUAACCCUUUUCAGUUAUGAAAAUUUCAUUCUGAUUGGCAGAACAAAAAGGGAGGAUUGUGUUGAUGUUGAUAUAGUGAUGAUGAUCAAUAAAUCUCAUGUUUUCUUUU
Lampris incognitus (smalleye Pacific opah) is the source of this 5014-nucleotide messenger RNA. Its product is annotated as probable phospholipid-transporting ATPase IIA. NCBI's taxonomy places the organism in Eukaryota, Metazoa, Chordata, Actinopteri, Lampriformes, Lampridae. Gene Ontology annotation, cellular component: plasma membrane; endosome; trans-Golgi network. The coding region runs from base 1 to 3141 and encodes 1046 amino acids. The transcript has 28 exons. Gene Ontology annotation, biological process: endocytosis; phospholipid translocation; retrograde vesicle-mediated transport, Golgi to endoplasmic reticulum. The record is from RefSeq and is a predicted model, not a curated record. Gene Ontology annotation, molecular function: magnesium ion binding; ATPase-coupled intramembrane lipid carrier activity; ATP hydrolysis activity.